AUGCCUAGUGAUCAGUCGACAAGUAGUACGAACUUUAAUUCCUUCGUUAAAGGACCCAAACAUAUGUUCAAAUUAUUGGGCAUCAAACUGCAAAAGCAGGGGAACUUAAUCUCUACAGUGUAUACUGCUUUCGUAGUGAUUAGUGCAACCAUUGUCGCAAUACUGCAACUGUGGCAGAUUCUGACUAGCGACACUUCAGACCCUCACCGUGUGCAAAAUGUAGUUUUCAUAACGUAUUUUACAGUGGGUCUGGGCAAGAUUUUGAAUAUCUUAUAUCGUCGUUCAAUUUUGAUCGAAUGUUUAUCGGAAUUGGAAGAAAUCUAUCCCGAUAAAGAAAUGGAACGGAAGUACAAUCUCGAGCAUUAUCUUAAACGAUAUAGGAGGGCCGAAUACUUUUUCUGGAACUUUGCUAUGUUUCUUAUAUCAGUUUAUAACUUGGAGACUAUUGUGCGUUCAUUCUUGCAAUUGUACCUUACGGGCCGUUACGGUUAUUUGCUGUUAGUCCGGAUUUACACACCGUUUCCUUACGAUGGCAAGCUAUUGGUCUACCUUUGCUAUUUUACUUUGGGAAGCAUAACUGGUGCUUGGAUUGCCGUUAUUAUUGCCGCAACUGAUUUAUAUUUACUUGGUUGCGUUUUACAAUUGUGUUUGCAUUUCGAAUUGUUGACGAAACAAUUAAUGGAAUUAGAUACAAGGAUAUUGACUGAAUCGGAAGCCAUUAAAAAAUUAAAUGCUAUCGCAAAAUAUCAAAGUGAGCUGAUUAGAUUGUCGCGAAAAGUUAAUCGAACGUUUUCUGGCUCAAUGAUAGUCAGUUUAUCGGCAGCUUCGUUCAUCAUAUGUUUUUUGCUUUUUCAAUUGCUAGGCGACGUUCAGCUUGUAGAUAUCGCUAUGGUUCUGAUUUUGUUAUUAAACGAGAGCAAGCAAGUAUUGCUUAUCUGCUAUUGUGGCGACAAACUUUUGAUUUCGAGUCAACGCUUUAACGAGAGUCUUUAUAUGCAUAACUGGGUUGACGGUUCUGUGCGCUAUCAACGUCAUCUAUUAUUUAUGCUUUUGUACGCACAUAAUCCAAUUAUGUUGAAUCUCUUAGAUAUAACCGAUAUAACAUUAGUCACAUUGAAGGAGGUUUAUGGUGCUGCUUAUCGUUUUUUUACCGUUCUGAAAACCGCAUAG
Messenger RNA from Glossina fuscipes, 1170 nucleotides. RefSeq names its product putative odorant receptor 92a. The transcript has 4 exons. Gene Ontology annotation, biological process: detection of chemical stimulus involved in sensory perception of smell; sensory perception of smell. The record is from RefSeq and is a predicted model, not a curated record. The coding region runs from base 1 to 1170 and encodes 389 amino acids. Lineage: Eukaryota; Metazoa; Arthropoda; Insecta; Diptera; Glossinidae. Gene Ontology annotation, cellular component: plasma membrane. Gene Ontology annotation, molecular function: olfactory receptor activity; odorant binding.